Lottia gigantea (owl limpet) is the source of this 1865-nucleotide messenger RNA. RefSeq lists its product as hypothetical. The transcript has 11 exons. Bases 144 to 1865 code for a protein of 573 amino acids. Lineage: Eukaryota; Metazoa; Mollusca; Gastropoda; Lottiidae. The record is from RefSeq and is a predicted model, not a curated record.
GAGAAAAAAUGUUAUCAGUUUGAGAUUGAGCAGCGAAAAGCAUUUUAUUUUUACGAGUUUUGUAUGUAAUAUUUGCUAAGACUUCCAAGACUUUUUGUUUUGAUUUCAAGUAAUAUAAAGAUCAAGUUAAAAAAGCAUUGAAAAUGUGUGAAAUUGAGGUGGAUAAGAAAGCAGAGGAGUCCGAAAUUCCCUCGCAGAUUCAGGAAGUGGAUGAAGUUGAUCUAAGUUUUGAGAAAUUAGACAGUUUAGAUGAAUCAACAGAGAAAAUCAAAAGUUUAGAUUCAUCCCCAUCUAUAAAUAACCUUGACGACGGACAGGAUGAACCCAAAAAUCCUGUUCCUUUACAACAUAUAGUAAAAUCACGACCCAAACGAGCUAAGACACGAGCCCCAACACGACCAGUGGCUCCCACUACAAUACAUAUUGAUGAACCUUCAGACGAUGGUAUAGGAGCGUUUUAUGUCCAGCCCACCGUUUCUACUGAACCAAUCAGCAACUCUACAUCUUCACCUUCACGGAAACUAUCAGAUUCUUCAAAAUCAUCCAAUCAACUUAAACCAGAAGGUAAAUCAGAGAAGAAGAAAGGCUGGUCUCCACGUAAUCUUAUCAAGGAUAAAGACAAGGAUAAGGAUAAAGACAAAGAGAAGGAGAAAAAGAGUGGUGGUAUUGCUCAUGGUUUAUCGACUUUCUUCGGAAGAAAGAGUGGGGGCAAGGGAAACGUACCAGCCAAGGGUAAGAAGGAGCACGAGGCCAAGUCUGAGCCUAAACCAGAACCAGAAGCACCGGUGGUGGAAGAAAAGAAAGCUGAAGAUGUUAAGGUUGAGAGAAGUGAUGUGAAGGCACCAAUCGCUGGAGGAGAAAGUUUUGAAGAAGAUAAAAAAGACAGAGAGAAGGAAAAGGAGGAAGAAACAGCAGAGGAGAAGUCUGAAAGUAACGACAAUGUGGGUCGUCUGGCUGGGGGUAAACCGCGCCCUGGAUUUGGAGGGUUGGGCGGUAAUAUGUUACUAGAAAUGAAACAGAAACAAGAAAAACGACUCUCACAGGUUCAUAAACCGAGAACUACACCAGAGAAAGAAAGUCACGAAGCCAACAAUAACCACGUUGAUAACAAAUCAAAAACACCAGAGAAAACAGAAACAUCAGUAUUAAAAUCCACUCCUGAUUUACACCCCCCUUCGACCAGUCAGAGAGAAACAUCACCAAAACAUGUUCUCAGACCACCCACAGAAAAUAAAAAACCUUUAUCGAUCCCAGUUCAACCAGUGCCUACAGAUAAAAGUCCCCGCCCCGCACCUCGAGUAUUAUUACCCCCUAAAAAACAGCCCACCCCUCCAGCUGAUAAAGAGGCUACUGUUCAACUUGAUAGCAAACCUACGCCAUUAAAUAAACCUAAACCUCCACCACCCACCAAACCACGCCCACCCCUCCUCGCCCCUAAACCUCGCACAAGUAUCCGUGCUUCAAAAGAUGUCACUGACUCAUUUGAGCCCCCAUCAACAGAAGAAGUAAAACUUCGAGAGAAGAAACCAGACGCUGAAGUCGUGACAGACUCGGCUACAUUACGAUUAUCAGUGAAGGAGAAAAUACAACGAUUAAGUCGCGGACCAAGUGACGAUAGUCCCAGUAAAUCAGAAUCAGACAUUAAAUCAGAUGAAAGUGAAAACAUAUCAAGUUCAACAUCUCAUGAAAGUAUCAAUGGAGAAAAAUCUACACCCAAAUCAACAGAGGAAUCGCCAGAGGAAUCAAAAACACCUUCAAAAUCGAGCGAAGAAACGUCAGCUAGUUCAGAUGAUAAGGAAAACUCAAAAGAUUCUUCAAAUUUGCCAAAACGAUCAUCAAGGGCAGAAGACGAAAUUAUGGUCUGA